AUGCACGAGGAGGCUGACUGGGAUGACGACAACAGUAAGGUCUUGGACCAAGUCCUGAGGUUGCUGGAGACCCAGCAGCUUUCGCAGCAGGCCUUAAUCGACAGGCUUGAACAGGAGAAGGUCUCCAAGACAUGGGCCAGGGACGCCUUCCAGCACCUGAUCACUGGAUCGGUCUUGGACUUUGUUGCCCACCUGAGCAGUGUGCCUGACAGGAUGCUCCUCGACGCUAGGGACAGCAAUGGUUUGACUUUGCUGCACCAUGCAGCCCGCAUGGGCGUCACCUUGGCAGUGGACACUUGCUUGCAGAAGUGCCCCUUGCUCGCAGACGCCGUCACCAACAUGAACGGCAAGCCCGCCAAUUGGACAGCUCUCAUGGCCUUGAUCGACGCCCGGCCGAACAGUUUCCCGGGUGGCAAUGACACGCUCUGCCACUUGGCCAGCGUCCUGUGCAACCACAUGACGGCCGGCGGUCUUCAGGUGCGAUCCCCGUCUGGGGCAACUGCCUUCUCAAUGGCAGCCUCCAGGGGCCAGCUGCGGGUUGUCAAGGCCCUUUGCUGGGCCUUGUACCACAAGCUGGGCGACUCUGAGCUGGCGUGGUCGCAGGUCCGGCGCGUGAUCAAUACCCCGUCGGGGCCUCGAGGGGCUGGCUGCGUGGACCAGGCGUUGUCCACCUCGACCAACCUGGCCAUGUACUUGAAGAACCAGUGGGGCGGGACAGAGUUGUUGCCCCCGCCAACCACCCCAAAGCGCAGCUGGGGUUGGGGAUCGUCUUGGUCCUCCUGGCAGGAAGGGAGGUGGUGA
Messenger RNA from Effrenium voratum, 801 nucleotides. Lineage: Eukaryota; Dinophyceae; Suessiales; Symbiodiniaceae. The record is from the annotation of a GenBank genome assembly.